Molecule: messenger RNA, 962 nt
Organism: Macrosteles quadrilineatus (aster leafhopper)
Lineage: Eukaryota; Metazoa; Arthropoda; Insecta; Hemiptera; Cicadellidae
Product: inositol monophosphatase 1-like
Exons: 6
Coding region: 24-845 (273 amino acids)
Biological process (GO): phosphatidylinositol phosphate biosynthetic process; inositol metabolic process; signal transduction
Molecular function (GO): inositol monophosphate 1-phosphatase activity
Source: RefSeq, a predicted model, not a curated record
GUCAGUCCAUCACAGACAGCACAAUGGCACCAGCGCAGCAGGAAGAUGUUAUUGGCAACUAUUACAAUGUGAUUCUUCAAUUGGUCAAGAAUGCCGGAAAGGUAUUGGUUGAAGGGUUCAACAACACCAAGAACGUCAAGACAAAAUCAGCCGAUUACGAUCUCGUGACAGAAUACGACAGAAGAAUAGAAGAAAUUCUUAUCAAACAACUUUCAGCCAAUUUUCCUGGCCAUAAAUUUAUUGGCGAGGAGACAAUGGGAGCGGAGAAACUUACGGACGCACCAACAUGGAUCAUUGACCCGAUCGACGGUACGACCAACUUUGUGCACAGGGAUGCCAACUGUGCCAUCUCCGUGGCGUUCGCCGUCAACCGUCGGUUAGAGAUCGGCAUCGUCUACAGUCCAGUACGAGACCAGAUGUUUACCGCGCAGAGGGGCAAAGGCGCAUUUCUUAACGGCAAACCCAUCCAUGUUUCAAAUGUCACAGAUAUCAAGAAAUCGUUAGUCGGCCAAGAAAUAUCGAUGGCACAGUGUAACACCAUCAAAGAAAAAUUACUUAAGAGGCUAUCUGCAGUGGUCUCCAAAGCACAUGGUGUGAGGUCUAUCGGCACCUGCGCCAUGUCGCUGUGCUACGUAGCACUAGGCGCUUGGGACGCCUACCAGGUGGACUACUUGUGGCCCUGGGACUACUCAGCAGGCGCUCUCAUAGUGGAAGAGGCCGGCGGCGUGGUGCUCAGCACCGAUGGUUCCCCAUUUGACGUAAUGAAGCAAUCGAUCCUCGUCACUGGUACAAAGCAGCUCGCUGAAGAUCUUAUCAAGACCUUCAAACAAGCAGAUUCGUCCUAAAGUUGUAUAAUGAACGACUAUGUAGAUAUUAGUGGCUAAGAAAUUCUGUUGAUAUUAUUGAUUAAGAUACUAAAUUUUAAUAUUGAUUAUUAGUUAAUAAAAUUGUGUUUUAAUGAA